Gigantopelta aegis is the source of this 1146-nucleotide messenger RNA. RefSeq names its product succinate receptor 1-like. The coding region runs from base 1 to 1146 and encodes 381 amino acids. The transcript has a single exon. The record is from RefSeq and is a predicted model, not a curated record. Gene Ontology annotation, molecular function: G protein-coupled receptor activity. Gene Ontology annotation, biological process: G protein-coupled receptor signaling pathway. Gene Ontology annotation, cellular component: plasma membrane. Lineage: Eukaryota; Metazoa; Mollusca; Gastropoda; Neomphalida; Peltospiridae.
AUGGUGUCGAACAUCACGUCCAUUCCCUCGUCAAUGAACACGUCUGCAAACUUCCUGAAUUUUACCACGUCUACCGAUGCUCUGGAAGAAGUGGUGGAAUUAAGCACGGACUAUAACGGAAGUGACGUCGGCGGCUGGCCUUAUUUUGAUCUACUCGGCCUGGAAUACUGGGUGAUCGUCGUGAUCGUCGUCUCGUUUGGCUUGGUCGGAAACGUCCUUUCUUUUUUCCUCCUGUCUGACAAACAGUUCUCGUGCCUCUCCUACCCAGUUUACCUAAAGGCGCUCGCCGUCUCCGACAGCCUCCAAAUGAUCAUACAGAGUGUCCCAGAGACCCAGGAGACGUUCGCGUUUAGUCUUAUCAGUAACAGCUACGACGUCGUCUGCAAGCUGUGGCAGUUCGCCAGAUACAACACGUUGCUGAUCUCUCCCUGGCUGGUGGUUGGGCUUACUCUGGAUCGCUACGUCUGCGUCCUGUUCCCACUGACACGUUACCGAUUCUGCACCAAGAAGAAGGCUCUGAUCUUCUGCUGCUGUCUCGCUCUUGUUUCCGCCCUCACGAUGCUGCCCAUUCUGACGAGCGUCAAGCUUGUCGAAGGUUACUGUCGCGGCCCUCCCGCCGUGUUCUUCGUGUUCAUCGUCGUCCGUCUUGUUCUGUCCUCAACCCUCCCCUGCCUGCUCAUCCUCUUCUUCAACGUCAUCAUCAUCACCCGCAUCCAGCGCAGCGCCGAAUUCCGGAAGAUAUUCACGUCGUCGAGGUCGAGCUCCACUCGCACGCACAGCAACGAGGACAGUUCGACGCGCCCUCUAAUGCUGAUUUCGGUGUUCGCGUUCGUCACCCUGCUGCCCCUGUCUGUCGCGGAAUGCGUCGAGGUCCUGCUACAGAUCACAGGGAUGGACGCCAAGGCUGAGAUUCUGUCGUCGAAGCUCUGGCCCAUCUUCCACGUGAUCUACUUGCUGAAUUUCGGGAUGAAUUUCUACAUCCUCAUGGCAAGUUCGCGCAACUACCGGAAGAUUCUCGCAACGAAGCUGAAGUGCUCGAUUUCCCGACCAGUGUCUCGACCGAACCCGGAACGGAAUCCACCGAUCCCGACUGUCGCUACGUCGUCAUCUGAUGUUUCCACCCUGAGAGCCGAAAAUAUUAGCUAG